This is a messenger RNA of Exophiala spinifera, 2556 nucleotides long. RefSeq lists its product as uncharacterized. The record is from RefSeq and is a predicted model, not a curated record. The transcript has 4 exons. Lineage: Eukaryota; Fungi; Ascomycota; Eurotiomycetes; Chaetothyriales; Herpotrichiellaceae. The coding region runs from base 1 to 2556 and encodes 851 amino acids.
AUGGACCCACACGCGACGUCUGCAUCUGAUGGCAGUAUCACACGUUCGGAUACGACUAAAGCCAGCCUGAUUAUUUCCCCAGCCAUCUCCAUUUCUUCAACGUCAGAUAGGCGUCGCACGGGUGCCAGUGCGCCCGCCAGUAGCCCUGCCCUGUCGCCGGGAGCAAUUUUUCAAGCUACUAAUCAUUACAGUACAACAGCCCAUCCCGAUGCAUUCUCAGCCAUCUCUAACCGGGACACCGAGCCUGCUGACACCGCUGAUCCUUCCCCAGACACGCGACCUAACUUUCUUCCUCAGGAUCCAGAGUAUCCGACCAUCAGUGUACAUGAGACUCACCCUCGACCCCCAGCUCCUUCCAAUACCGAUGCAUCUGAGGCACCUAGCUAUACCCUAGGCUUCCCAAGCUUUGGAUCUCAGCCCUGGAUCAGCCAUUCUCGGCCUACGCUAGACUUUGCACCUCAACCAAUAUAUGAGCCGACGGGAGAAUUACUGCGCGAACAUACUCAUACCUUUGAUGAAUUUGACGCACCCUUUCUUCCAGAAUUUACGACCGCGCUCUCCGCAUCUCCGAUUCAUCCGUCAAAGCCGUCCACAAGUGCAGCAGGAACGAGUAGUGCUCCCAAUGCCGCUGGCGCGGUAGCGACGUUUGUUCAACCGUCCCUUCCUCGAUCAGCUCUGAAGCGAAAGUCAAGCUCUACCACGACGACCCCGACCGCCGACAAGAAGGUACGGGUUUCGUCUGAGCCGGUAGCUCCGUCAGGUAUUGACUCUGCUGUCCUAAACAUUCAUUCUGCCAAUUUUGAGCGAAUGUCAGGCAUCGGCCCAACGUCCCCUGAUGAAGGAUCUACCUCUUCAGACCUCCCUACUGGCUCCAGGCAGGUCCCGACCUCAGGUAUUACUACCAGCCAACAUCGGACGCGGCAGCCAUCAGAGACGACUACACGACCACCCCUGAAUCCGGCGAAUUCAUCGCAGACAUCAGCUAGGCAGAGGCCGAGUGGUAAUCGCACCUCUACAGCUCAUCCGCCUUCAAUUCUACCACCAGAGAAAGUAUUUCCUAUUCAGAUAGGAUCAGAGCUAUUCAGGCUAUCUGGGGCUUCCAUAUCGUCAGAUGCGCCGUCCUACUUCACACAGUUUUUUGAGGAACAAAUUAGGCAGAAUGAGGAGUCUGGAGGCGUCAGGACCCUCUACAUUGACAGAGACCCUGCUACGUUUCGAGAUGUAGCCCGGCAUUUGCAAGGUUACCACGUCAAACCCGUGGACGGCAGUCAUUUCGUAAAAUUGUUUGCAGAUGCACAGUUCUACAGCUUGCCACGUCUCAUCGAUCAAUUAUUCGAGUCCGAGAUCUACAUUCAGAUAGGAGAGCGACAUUUCCAGAUACCCAAGGAUAUCUUCUCAGAACCAGGAAACUCGCCCAACUUCUUUUCACUUGGAUUUGCGGUUUUCUUUUCGACUCCCGGAGAAGUUUUCCCCGGCCUCGAUCGGCGCGGUCUACUUCGACCACCGUCCAUCACGCCCCCGUAUGUGCCAGGCCGGUCUGCCGAUAUCUUUGCGGAACUCCUACAUCUUUUGCGAGGCUAUCCACUCGACAUCCGAAACGAAUGCCACCGAGCCGAAUUACUACGCGACUGCCGAUACUUCCACCUACGAGGCCUCGAACAGAAAAUCAUUGCCCACGAGAUCAGUUACAAUUCCGAGAGACAAAAGCAGGAGAUAUGUUUGAGGCUGGAGGAUGUGAAGCCAUCAGGGGUAUCAUACAGUAGCGACGAUUCAUCUGGAGACAAAGCUACUGUUGGAGGAUGGGUCUACUACGCAAGACCAUUUGUAGACGAUACUUCGUACGAGAUGGUUGUGGAAGUGGGCAACGAAAGCACUACUCUCGAUUUGACCGGUAUGAGAGCCGACUUUCACGGUCUCGCAAAGGCCCGAGUGUCUUCCUUGUUCCAGGUCGUCGCCAACAAGAUGAAUCUACCUACAAAUGCCCCAUUGGGGUUGAUGAUGCUUUCUGGAGGCCAUUCGUCACAGUCAGCGAGUCCAGGGCACACGCCACUGAGUGAGGACCGAGUAAAAGUCCGCUUCGAGCCUGCAACGGACAUCACCCUGGAUGGGGAGCCGUACACGAUUGACUGGGACAGCCCUGCCGGGCAGAUCAUGCAGCAUGGUCCAUCUAUGGCUCCUAGCGAGUCCGAGUCGGAAUCAGACAUCAUGAGCGAAGGGCCAUCUUCCAAGGCAACAGCAUCCACGCAAAAUCGUCGAACCCAGAUCCGACAAACUCAACCUGGUUCAACAUCGCAGGUUAGUGGCACCCGAUCUCUCCCAGUGCCACCCAUCCAAACAAGUCGACUCACCGAACCUUCGACCAAGAAGAGAAAAAGACAAAGCAGCCAAGGUGAUCUUGGGGAGUGGGCGAUCAGAACGGGUCAGUGGCGCUUGCGAGUGCAACCUAACCAGCAAGAUACAAUAAGAGGUGGAUACGAGAUGGUCUUCAUCGGUGUAAAGAUCGAUGCUUACUCGAGCGAAAGGGCACGCAACGCCAGACGUGGCUUCCUAAAUUAA